AUGAGCGACCUCAGCAAGAACGACAUCGAAAGGGCAUCUUUCGCCUUCUCCAUCUACGACUUCGAGGGCAACGGCAAAAUCGACGCGUACAAUGUCGGCGACAUUCUGAGGGCGCUCAACUCUAACCCCACUCUUGCCACCAUCGAGAAACUCGGCGGCACCAAGAAGAAGGGCGAGAAGCAGCUUACGCUCGAGGAGUUCCUUCCCAUCUACAGCCAGUGCAAGAAAGACAAAGACCAGGGUUGCUACGAAGACUUCCUUGAAUGUCUGAAGCUGUACGACAAGGCUGAGAAUGGUCUUAUGCUCGGAGCUGAGCUGACACACACCCUCCUUGCGUUAGGUGAGAAACUUGAAGACAACGAAGUUGCGGAAGUCACAAAGGAUUGCAUGGACCCCGAAGACGAAGACGGCAUGAUCCCAUACGCAUUUAUAAGAUCGUUUCCUUCAAAGAUUGUGCAACAAAAAAGUGACACCACCGACCGCGGCGGCCGCUCCGGCCGAAAGCUAAGCGGCCCUGCCCUACCGCACCCCUUAAUACGGAUUUUCAGGUGUUUUUGGGGAAAAAGACAUGGCCGAAGU
Iphiclides podalirius (scarce swallowtail) is the source of this 579-nucleotide messenger RNA. The record is from the annotation of a GenBank genome assembly. Lineage: Eukaryota; Metazoa; Arthropoda; Insecta; Lepidoptera; Papilionidae.